Molecule: messenger RNA, 216 nt
Organism: Fulvia fulva
Lineage: Eukaryota; Fungi; Ascomycota; Dothideomycetes; Mycosphaerellales; Mycosphaerellaceae
Exons: 1
Coding region: 1-216 (71 amino acids)
Source: RefSeq, a predicted model, not a curated record
AUGGCAUGGGUCAAGACCGACCACACCAUCGACAUGUCCGACGCAGACCUGUCUGACCUCGGACCACCAUUCGCAGUCCAGCUCGUCCGUCAAGUCAACUUCGGGCCUCUCGAGAGCAAGAGAUACUUCAUUCCGACGGCAGGCCAGGACGGGCCAUUCAAGGAGAUCACAGAGGGCGACCUGGUACAUGCCAACUUCCAGAAGCUGAACGCGUAA